UUCAGUAUUCUUCGCAUGGAUCAUUCUGGAAGUCUUACAAGGUAAAGGAGGUGGCGUCUGCGAAGAAAGAUUUAUUCUACAAUUUAAGUCCCUUGUGGUGUAACGCAUUUAUUCAGCACAUAAGAUGUCGUCUUUAAGUGGAAUUAACAUUCUUCAUCAAGGAGCUGAGGAGGAGCGUUCAGAGACAGCUCGUAUGUCAUCCUUCGUUGGUGCCAUAGCAAUAGGCGAUCUUGUGAAGACCACACUUGGUCCAAAAGGUAUGGACAAGAUUUUGGUGUCUAUGCAAGAACAUGGAAAAAUCGAGGUGACAAAUGAUGGCGCAACCAUCUUGAGGUCUGUGGGAGUUGACAAUCCGGCAGCUAAAGUGCUGGUCGAUAUUUCUAAAGUGCAGGAUGCGGAGGUUGGAGAUGGAACCACCAGCGUUGCUGUUUUGGCUUCAGAACUCCUUCGCGAGGCUGAAAAGCUCAUCGCUCAAAAGAUCCAUCCACAGACUAUCAUAUACGGUUGGAGAAAAGCUAACAAGGCGGCUGCAAGUGCGUUAGAGGGUUUUGCGAAAGACAACAGCAGUAAUCCUAAUCAGUUUCGCGAAGAUUUAAUGAAUAUUGCGCGGACGACGUUGAGCUCAAAAAUCUUAGUACAGCAUCGAGAACAUUUUGCAGAACUGGCCGUAAACGCCGUGUUGCGACUAAAAGGUAGCGGGAACCUCGAUGCUAUUCAGAUUAUCAAGAAACUUGGCGGCAGUUUAGACGACUCUUUCUUAGACGAAGGAUUUUUACUUGAUAAAAAAGUGGGGAAUAAUCAACCAAAGAGGAUUGAAAACGCUACCAUUUUAAUUGCAAACACCGCUAUGGACGCUGAUAAAAUUAAAGUAUUCGGAUCGCGAGUUCGCGUCGAUUCGGUUGCGAAAGUAGCCGAGUUAGAACUUGCAGAAAAGGAGAAGAUGAAGGAUAAAGUGAACUUGAUCUUAAAUCACGGUAUAACCUGUUUCAUUAACCGGCAGUUGAUUUACAACUAUCCUGAACAAUUAUUCGCUGACGCUGGUGUUAUGGCCAUCGAACAUGCUGAUUUUGAAGGUGUUGAAAGAUUAGCUCUAGUGACUGGAGGAGAAAUCGUGUCUACGUUUCAUAAUCCUGAACUGGUGAAGUUAGGUAAAUGUAAACUUAUCGAGGAGGUCAUCAUUGGCGAAGAUAAAUUAAUACACUUCUCCGGCGUUGAUAUGGGCGAAGCUUGCAGUGUUGUGUUAAGAGGUGCCACCCAACAAAUUCUUGAAGAGGCUGAACGAUCUCUUCACGAUGCUUUGUGUGUUCUUCAGCAGACCGUUAAGGAAACACGCAUUGUUUACGGAGGAGGGUGUUCGGAAAUGUUAAUGGCGAACGCAGUCAACAAACUCGCCCAAGAAACACCUGGUAAAGAGGCAAUGGCCGUAGAGUCGUUUGCAGCAGCUCUCCGACAGCUGCCGACGAUCAUCGCCGACAAUGCUGGUUACGAUAGUUCCGAAUUAAUUUCUCAACUUCGCGCCGCUCAUACCACUGGACAGUCGACAGCUGGCUUAGACAUGAACAAAGGAUUGAUUGGCGAUAUGGCAGAGUUAGGUAUAACUGAAUCGUUCAAGGUGAAAUACAGAGUGCUGACAGCUGCUGCAGAAGCUGCCGAAAUGAUCCUACGUGUAGACGAUAUCAUCAAAGCUCCCCCAAGACCUCGCAGACAGGACCAUGGACAUUAAUUGAGACGACUUUGUGACCCUCCUCCUUUUCGUUCAUGUUAUGCGAAUUUUGCCGUCGACUUGACACCCUCUUCGUAAUUUAAACAGACAGUUAAAUGAACGUUUUAAAUUGUAAAAUCUAUUGCAACGAAUAAUUUUCCGUUAGCUGUUCAAGCA
This is a messenger RNA of Hydractinia symbiolongicarpus, 1879 nucleotides long. RefSeq names its product T-complex protein 1 subunit beta-like. Gene Ontology annotation, cellular component: chaperonin-containing T-complex; cytosol. NCBI's taxonomy places the organism in Eukaryota, Metazoa, Cnidaria, Hydrozoa, Anthoathecata, Hydractiniidae. The transcript has 3 exons. Bases 125 to 1723 code for a protein of 532 amino acids. Gene Ontology annotation, molecular function: ATP-dependent protein folding chaperone; ATP binding; ATP hydrolysis activity. The record is from RefSeq and is a predicted model, not a curated record. Gene Ontology annotation, biological process: protein folding.